AAAUAGACCACCGGACAACGACAGGCCAAUACACUCAGUGCGGUACCACUUAAAAUAAGUUUAUAAAUAAAAAAAACGUAAUAUAUAAUAAUAAUAACAAUAAAUAUUAACUGCAAUAUUUAGAUAAAAGGUCAUCAACUUUUAUGCAGGCACCUGCAUAUUUUUGUAUUCAUAAUUUGUUUCUAUGACAAUAAUGCAAGUAAAUGCACUUGAACUCAUAUAAAUUAAAGAGCAAAAAUUAUUUCACUGACUUGUCACCAUGAGUUCAUUGAGUUUACUUGUAAUUUUAUUAUUUAGUUUUGUAGUUUUAUCAACAUCACAAGACGAGGAUAUCAUUUAUUUCCAAUCUAUCAAUUCGACAGAUGCUAAGAUUCCAAUUAUUUUUACCGCCUUUGGUCAAACAAUAAAACUUAAAUUACUGAGGAAUGAUAAAUUAUUAGCUCCAGAUUUUAAAGUUUGGCGGCACAGUGGUCCUAAUACUGUUGAAGAAAUAGUAGAAUUAAAUAAACCAUAUUCGUGUCAUUAUAUUCAUGAAGAUGAAUUAAUUACCGCAGCAAUAAGUUUGUGCGAAGAAGGAGUACAAGGUCUUGUAAUAUUGAAAAAUAUUACUCUUGAAAUAACGCCAUUAGAUAAAAAUGAACAAUUAAUAUUUGAAGAUGUUCGUUUUGAGGAAGAAAUGCCUCAUAUUGUUAAGAGAACUCAUGUAUCAUCAUUUUUUUCUCCAUCACCUUCAUCAUCUUCUUUUGAUUAUUUAAAUUCGGGCUUCAAAAAAUAUCCGUUUAUAAAUUCGAUUCAAAAUAUAAUUGAAGAAAGACCUCGAAGAAAACAAACAGAUGAAUUAACAGUAGAGCUGGCAGUUUUUUUUGAUGAACCAGGCUAUAAAUUAUUCUCACCUUUCUUCGAUUACAGUGAAAAAAAAAUUCGGGAUAUGCUAUUGGCUUAUAUUAAUGCAGUACAAGCUCUUUUUUAUCAUCCUAGUCUUGGUACAAGAAUAAAUAUUGUCUUAAUACGUCUAGACAUGAUGAAACAUCAACCAGAUGAUUUACCCCAUUACAAUGGGGAAAGAUUGAAAUUAUUGAAUUCAUUUUGUAAUUAUACUGCUGCUAAAAAUCCCAAAGAUGAUGAUGAUCCAAAUCAUUGGGAUAUUGGACUUUAUGUAUCGGGAUUAGAUUUCUAUGCAUAUGAAAAUGGUGAAAAAAAUAGUGUGACAAUGGGUCUUGCAACUGUCUCUGGAGCAUGUUUGGAUUCAUAUGCUUGUGUUAUUGCUGAAUUUGGAGUUACUAAUAGAUUUGGUAAACCAUAUCCAUCUGCUGGUUUUACAUCAGUGUACAUUACAGCUCACGAAAUAGGUCAUAACUUAGGAAUGCAUCAUGAUUCAACAGGUAACUCUUGUUCUCGUGAUGGCUACAUCAUGUCACCAAGUCGUGGUACACAAGGAGAAACAAUUUGGUCUUCAUGUAGCCGAGAAGUAGCUCUUGAUUUACCACGAAAAAAACCCUGUCUUCUUGAUAAAAAUUUAAAUAAAUUUGACAAAACUUUAGAUCAUUCAAGAUUUCUUACAUUACCCGGACGUAUUUGGACUGCUAAAAGACAAUGCGAAUUAUUAUUAAGAGAUAAAGAUGCUGAUGUUGUUUCACUAGCAAAUGCUUGCCAGUCAUUGUCAUGUAAAAGUCCACAUCGCAGUGGUUAUUAUUUUGCUGGUCCUGCAUUAGAGGGAACGGUUUGUGAACAGGGUAAAGAAUGCCGUGGUGGUGAAUGUUUACCAUCUUUGCAUUUUUUAAAGCCACAAUCUUCUGGAGUUAAAGGCAAUGGUGGUUGGAGUAAAUGGAAAGAAUCGUCUUGUGUCAGUGGUUGUAUUAAAAAGUCUAAAGGAUCAAAAAUACGACGUAGAGUUUGUAAUAAUAAUAAAGAUAUAAAAGAACAAUUGAAUGAAGACUGUAAAGGUCCUUCUUACGAUGUAAUGAUUUGUAACGAUGAAAAAUUAUGUAAAAAACGUAUUACUAUCGAAGAGUUUGCAACAAUUAAGUGUAAAGAAUUUAGCGAACAUUUACCAGAAUUAGAUAGAGAUGGUACUGGUUUACAAGCUCCUCAUGAAAUAGGAAGACCCUGGAUGUCAUGUGCUAUUUUUUGCCGACGAAAAGAUAUUGCCUCUUAUUAUACACCACGUAUUGAAUUAAAUGAUCUUGGUGUUGAUCCAUAUUUUCCUGAUGGUACAUGGUGUCACCAUGAAAAUAAUCAAGAUUAUUUUUGUCUUCAACAUCAUUGUUUGCCCAGUGAUUUUAGAUUUGCUAAAGACGCUUUGAGACGGAAUAUUACUAAUUUCAAUAACUUGGGACCGCAAAAUGCACGACCUGAUAACUAUAAAAUUCCUGAUGAAUUAAUUAAGUAUUUGAGUUUGGGUAUCGAUGGUUUACCGUUGUCUAAAAAUUUUCCAACAAAUAUUACAACUAAUGACAAUGAAUGGAUAGAUAAUGAUUACAUUGAAUUGCCGUAUGAUUUAGAUCUAAAAUAAUUUCAGAAUUCCAUGAGUUGGUUCAUUAUAUAAAAUUUUCAUGCUGAUAAUUUUAAUAUUUAAUUUUUUACAAUCGAUAAGUUUUAUAUUAUUGUGUAAUUUUAAUAACGUCAUUUCUGAGAUAAAAUGACAGAACCCAAAAAAUUGUAAUAUUCGUAAUUAUUACAAGAUUUAAUUAAAAUGACAGCUCUCCCUGAUUUUAUCUCAGAAAUGACAUCGACUCAGACAAAAAAAAUCUCAUGUACAAUAUGAGUGCGAAACAACUCAUAUUUUUACUUGGAGAUAUUUUUGCUGAGAUUUUUUGACUGCGAUGUUUGUGGCUGAGAUGUAAAGAGGGGUGACCAAUUUACCAAUUUUUUGCUUAUCAUACUUCAUAACUGCAUGUACAUUCAUUUUGUUUGAUAUACAAUCUGAUAUUUUAAGUUACUUGAUAGUCUUAAUAAAUAAAAAAUAAAACGUCAUUGAUGAUAAUUUUAUUGUAUUUGUCCUCGUCCAUGAAAAGGUAUCAGUUUGUCUAUCGAUUUAUCAAUCGCUAACAUUAUUAUUGUAAACAUUGUUAAUGCCUAUCUAAUUUAUUACUGAAAUUGAUUGCGUACUGAUUAAUUGCUUACGAAAAUAAUUUUUAUACCAUUCUAUUGUUCACAUCAUAUAUUCCAAAUUGGGCUUUUAUAUUUUCAAAAAUAUCUACUGCGUAUUAUCCACCAAGAUGCAAAUUAAAUGCACUAAUUAAAUGAUGAAGUUAAGAUAUAAACCUAUUAUUUUAAAUUUAAUAUUUAAAUAUUUGGGUGGGAGUACGAUAAUAAUUGAUUAGGAUAAUGAUAUAUGAGUGUAAAUUUAGCAAAUGUGAAUCAAUUUAUAAAUUUUUAAUAAAUAAGAAAUUAAUUAAAAUAAUGAAAUAAUGAAAAUAUUCAAAAAUUUUUAAAAUUGCCAGUUGUCAGCUACAUUCACAUUCAUGAUAAUGAAAGCAAUAGAUUACUGACAAUUUUUAUAUUUCUAAAUGAAUUAAAUAUUAAUACAAAAAUAAUUUUUAAAUGUACAAAAUUUUUCAAGUCUUUGUAUUUGUUCAUAAAAUUUUUUUUAAUAAUUUGUAAUUUGUUAAUAAAAAUAAAAAUUAUAUUAAAUAUUAAUAUUUUUAAACAAAAAAAUGUAACGUAUAAAAAAAAAUAAUGAGGAUUUUAGUCUUUUUACUAUGACAGUAAAGUUGGCGGACAUCUGACAAUUUUUAAUAUUUU
Microplitis mediator is the source of this 3744-nucleotide messenger RNA. It is a transcript of the gene stl, whose product is annotated as A disintegrin and metalloproteinase with thrombospondin motifs adt-2. Lineage: Eukaryota; Metazoa; Arthropoda; Insecta; Hymenoptera; Braconidae. Gene Ontology annotation, molecular function: metalloendopeptidase activity. Gene Ontology annotation, biological process: extracellular matrix organization; proteolysis. The coding region runs from base 260 to 2512 and encodes 750 amino acids. The record is from RefSeq and is a predicted model, not a curated record. The transcript has 3 exons. Gene Ontology annotation, cellular component: extracellular matrix.